UACAAAUAAAUCAAAUAAAUAAAAUCUCAAUUGGCUUCAAAUAAAUGUUUGAUUGCUAUGUGAUCCCACAUUAUCCAAAAAUGGACACCUAGCCCACUUAAGAUGAUGGGCUAAAAUAUUUCUUGAUCUCGUCUGACAAGUGACAACAACUUAUUCAAUUAACAAGUAAAAUUUAAUCUAUUCUUUAUUUUACUUCUUGGGAACGAAACUCUUAAGACCUUGUCUGAAAUCUUGAUCUCCCUUCAAAAAAACAAAGAAAUCUCGAUUUCCCUUCGCCAAUUUCCUUCGGAUCAUCGACUAAGGUCUUGGGCAAAUUCAAUAAGCUCAAAUGUCUGAAACAAACAACCCAAUGCCCUCAAAGGAGCAAGAGGAAGCCGUAAUCAAGAAAAAGUAUGGAGGAUUGUUGCCAAAGAAAAACCCUUUGAUCUCAAAGGAUCAUGACCGGGCUUUUUUUGAUUCUGCUGAUUGGGCAUUGGGAAAGCAAGGAUCACAGAAGAGCAAAGGACCAUUAGAGGCCCUCCGCCCUAAAUUGCAGCCGACACCACAACAGCAAUCCCGCUCAAGGCGAUCCGCUUAUGCCCCGGCAGGCGAAGAAGUGGAUGGUGGUAAUGGAAAUCAUAAUGCCUCGGAAGAGGAUAUGGAUAAUGAUGAAAAGUCUGAUACUAAAGAUGAAGACCAACCGAUUUAAGUGACUUUGUCAUUUCUAUGAUCGAUUGUAUGAUGCUUAAUGUUACUAGAUAUGUGCUUUGGAAGCAUUUGAUCAGGUUGAUGAUACCAUAUAUCGUAUUGUUGUAUGUUCGAGAGUUUUACCAUCAGGCAAUAAUAAGCUGCUUAAUCUUUGUUUGAAUUUCUUUAUAUUUUUAUGCUUCAUGUUAUAUCCAUAAUCCUAAUUCAAGUUGAUACAAAGAUUUUCCAUUUUGGAUAUAUAUUUCUCAUCAUAUUAAACUGCAUUCAUAUACGAAAACGUAUCUUUUUAUAAUGUUGUCAUUAACUUUCUUUUUGACUGUAGUGAUUAAAGCCUUAUAUGUGUUUUGAAUUGUUG
Lactuca saligna is the source of this 1042-nucleotide messenger RNA. Lineage: Eukaryota; Viridiplantae; Streptophyta; Magnoliopsida; Asterales; Asteraceae. The record is from the annotation of a GenBank genome assembly.